UGUUUUAAUAUUUUUCACCUUAUGUGCAUAAAUGCAUGGCUAAUUGUGUCCGGUUGGUGACGUCCGGUAAACGGAGCUGACAACCAAGAUCACUUGGCAGAGAACAAUUUAUUUGGCUGUGCAGAUGAGGUGUAUUUAUAGGAAGCCUUGAGUGGAGGAUCUCUUACUCGUGAAGACAGGGGGCUUCGCAGCGGAUCGCUGGACUGGGGACAUUUACUCAAAAUAUUCAUAUAUGUGGUAGCGUGAGGAAAAAACAUGGACGUGCUGGGAGUUCUUAAUUUGGGCGAAAUUGCCCAAUAUUUUUCAAAAAUGGCUAUGUUUCCAGUUUUUGAUCUUGCCUAUUACAUCGUGUCCAUACUCUACCUCAAGUAUGAACCAGGGUCAGUGGAGGUGUCCCGCCGGAGCCCUGUGGCCUCCUGGCUCUGCGCCAUGCUCUAUUGCUUUGGGAGCUACAUCCUAGCAGACAUCAUGCUUGGAGAUUCUCCCAUUGACUAUUUCCACAACAACAGUCACAUCCUCCUGGCCACCGCAGUCUGGUACCUCAUCUUUUUCUGCCCUCUCAACUUGUUCUACAAAUGCGUGGCCUUCCUGCCUGUUAAGCUGGUGCUGGUGGCUAUGAAGGAAGUGGUCCGCACUCGGAAAAUUGCUGCAGGGGUGCACCAUGCCCAUCACGCCUACCACCAUGGCUGGUUCAUUAUGGUCAUCACUGGCUAUGUCAAAGGCUCUGGAGUGGCUCUGAUGUCCAAUUUCGAGCAACUGCUGCGUGGAGUGUGGAGACCCGAGAGCAACGAGAUUCUGAACAUGUCAUUCCCAACCAAAGCUAGCCUGUAUGGAGCCAUUCUGUUCACCCUCCAAGAAGCACACUGGCUCCCCAUGUCAAAGAGCACCCUCAUUUGCCUCUUUACUCUGUUCAUGGCAACUUCCAAGGUAGUCAUGACCGCCCGCCACUCUCAUGGCUCUCCCUUCGCCCUUGUGGAAUCUUGGGUGUGCCACUUGCUGUUUGGCUCCCCCCUCGGCUCUGAGGACUCCCAUGACCAUCAUCAUUCUGCCCCUGCCGCUGCCCCUGCCUCUCCUGCCAAAACCAAGGAGGAGCUGAACGAGGGCACCCGCAAGAGGAAGGCCAAGAAAGCAGAGUAGACAGCAGGCCACGCUGAUGGAUAUACAAGCCUCACCACCACCACAGACAACAUCAACAGCAACAGCAAAUGGCACCCAUUCACCCUCCUAGAUCCAGCGAUCCGGACUGAACAUGUUGCAUUUUGCAAGUGCAACUGGACUUUCCCAUUCCUUGAUGGGGAGAGGGGGCAUUUUGGUGUUUACUAUGUGAAGCCCUUACUGUUUGAGCAAAUGGUGCUUUUUCCAUUAUUGCUAUACAAUAUAAAAAUACUGUAAAUAGCUCACCAGCAUUUCACUGUUCAGACAUAAUGACUAUAACCCAUCUAUAUCUAUUUAUUUAUUUAUGUAUUUAUUUUCCAUAUGGAUUGCAGAGUUCAACAUCAUGUGGUGGUUUCUGUAAAUUACACUUAGUUUGCUCAGCUUCACUGUUUUUAAACAAUCCGGCCAAUUGCGAUGAAGUCUUGUGUUAGACUCAGCACAGCAGUUCAAACUUAAUAUAAUUAACUGGAGUCCAGUUUGGAGCCCGAGAAAAACCAAGGUUGUAAAUGAACAUAUGAGGGAAAUGUGAGACCACGCAGUCUUCAAUCAUUCAAUUGUAAGUGGCCACUUUUUAGAUAAGAUGAAAGAGUCAAAUGCCCCCCAAAAAUGCCAAUAAAAUCCAUUCCCUGGAAAGGUUGACAGAAUGUUUCAAUCCUUUUGUCAUUGCAAUUUUUAUUUCCUGAAAGUCAUGCAGUUGCAGCAUAGUAUAUACAACAGCAUCAGUACAAAAUAUUGCAAAAUAUGUGGGUGUGAAAUAUAGUUUGUUCUGUUUAUCUGUAUUACAUAGCAGUUCUCAGAGUUGUGUUGCACCGGUAGAUAUACAUGCUUUGGUGUUAGUAAUUGUAUAUUGGCAUGUAUUCAUAUGGCAAUAUGCUGUUAGUAUAUUUCAACUGGCUAUGUCAAAGAAUUAGCCUUGAAUGAAUGAAAACAUGGUGCAGCUGGUAAUGGCAGAAAAUGGUUGCCACAUUACUGGGAUGAAAGAAGCAGCCUAGUCCACAGAAUGCAUGAUUCAUUCCAGGCUGUACAGAUAGGGACAGCAUCAAAUCUGGGCUAAUGCAGAUGGAUUAUGUGUUGUUUUAUGCCACGAUAUCCUGAAUUAAUGGACUUGAUUCAAAGCCCCAUAGUACACACACAGCUGAUAUGGACCUUCAUUGUUUUGCUAACCACUAUCAAAAAGUACACCUAAUCUUGUUUGCAUGGUGGGAAGAAAUGUUUUUUAAAAAUCCAGGUCAGAAGCAGGGAUAUAUUGUAAUGGUGUCAAUAGGGAAAGUGCUCUUUCAUUUAAAGAUUAAGAUUUUGCUAUCUGUUUUAAGUAAUUAAGUUAACCUUUUGUGCCUUUUUCAUGUCAAAGAAGUAUAAAAUCAAAAUAUAUAAAGUGGCCCCUUGCUUUGUGAAUAUUUAUUAGUCUUGAAGCCUUCUCCUCCUGUUAAUGAUGUUUAGUGUACCAGUAGGUUUUAUCUAUAGAAAAAAAACAGCUGAGUAAAAAGCUGAUGAGUCUGUCAACAUAUGUACUUCUUUUUCUGUUAAACUGAGUCAUAUUUGGUAAAGGCACUGCAUGCUACAACUUAAUCUCAUUAUAUAUGAGUAUAUAUAUGUUAUUUGGUUACUGUAAGGGAACCAGCAAUGCAAAUGUCAGACCUAAUGUUGUACCAAUGCAUGUAUCUGCAAUUUUUUUGAUUGAUUUUUGGAGUUCUCCUUAUGGACAUUGUUGCACAUAUUACAUAUAACGAAAUUUGACUGGAAAGAAGCAAUAAUUGAAGUGAAAAUUAAACAAGUGCUGAAGCAAUGGUAGUACUUGUUUUUCAACCAUACCAAAAAAAGACAAAAGCAGUAAAACAAUGUUCACAUAGCUGCUGCCCUUGUCACGUUGUGGGUGGGUAACUUUCUUGGUUGUUUUUAACAUGGCAGAACUCUUUCAAAUGCUGUUUUCACAGUUCACCAACUCUAAAUUAAUAUUACGGGUAUGCUUGGAAUCAAGACUGUAGAGGAUUUUUCUACCAAUGAUUAUUAUCAUUGAUUAUUAAAUGAGAUGAUAUGGUUUGAACUGCUAUACGGUUAUUUAAUGAUGAAGUAACAAACUAAAAUGAGUACUACCAAUUGUUCCUUUAAUUCCAUUGUGCAAUAUCUCUUUGCUUCUGACAAGGAUUUUCACCCUCUUUCAUCCAAGCCUGCUGAUGAUCCACCAUCAUCAUUGGGUGUCUAAAAUCUUCAGUUUUCCUAUUUGAGUCAGGAUGAAAUCAGACCAUGUGUACUGGAAUGUAAAAUAUGAGGAAUGAGAAUAGACUUGAAAAAGGCAGCUGUGAAGCUACAUAAU
Megalops cyprinoides (Indo-Pacific tarpon) is the source of this 3469-nucleotide messenger RNA. It is a transcript of the gene tmem38a, whose product is annotated as transmembrane protein 38A. Gene Ontology annotation, cellular component: membrane. Lineage: Eukaryota; Metazoa; Chordata; Actinopteri; Elopiformes; Megalopidae. Gene Ontology annotation, molecular function: potassium channel activity; identical protein binding. Gene Ontology annotation, biological process: potassium ion transmembrane transport. The transcript has 6 exons. The record is from RefSeq and is a predicted model, not a curated record. The coding region runs from base 256 to 1137 and encodes 293 amino acids.